Molecule: messenger RNA, 2236 nt
Organism: Aricia agestis (brown argus)
Lineage: Eukaryota; Metazoa; Arthropoda; Insecta; Lepidoptera; Lycaenidae
Gene: fidipidine
Product: coiled-coil domain-containing protein 93
Exons: 10
Coding region: 131-1900 (589 amino acids)
Biological process (GO): Golgi to plasma membrane transport
Source: RefSeq, a predicted model, not a curated record
UUUGGUUUUGGAUAAAUAAUUAUAAAUUUAUAAAUAUUCUUAGAUUUAGUGAAUUAAAUUGUUACGCCAAAAUAGUUUCGCUUAAACAGUGCAUAUUACAAUCUAAAAUAUAUAAAUCAAUAGUCUUACAAUGGCAUCCAAGCAAAAAACUAUCUUCACCCGAAGUAAACCUCUCCUAAAUAUUUACAGUGGGAAGGAUAAUGAAGGCAGGGAGGUGGAAGUGCGCGAAGAUGCGGAACAACUCGUGAAAUGGCACGAGAUAUCCGAUGCCCUCGUUGCCGCCGGCUACUACAGAGCCCAGCUGCAGGGGCUGUCGGCCUUCGACAAGAUAGUCGGAGGGCUCACUUGGUGCAUAGAGUUGUGUGACAUAGAUGUGGACAUAAGUUUACUGUUUGAAGAGAAUCUUACAAUAGGCAAGAAAAUAGCGUUAACAGAAAAGAUAGUUAAAGUGUUGCCAAGUUUGAAGUGCCCUUACAUAAUAGAACCUCAUCAGAUUCAAGGAUUAGAUUUUAUAAACAUAUUCCCAUUGGUGCAGUGGUUGAUCAAAUACUCCAGUGAGUUUAGAGAAGCAAAAGAGGAUGAAUUAAGAAAGUUUGCAAUAAUGCAGUAUGAAAAAGAUCACAUGUUUGAAUCAGAUCAAUUAUAUUUCCUCCAGAGAGAGAAGUUGUUGAAAAAUGUAUCCGUCAUACAGAAUCUAUACAAACCUUGUCGAGUGCGCAAAAGAAAGGGUGGCUUAGCAGAUAAUGAGCUGGAACAAGUGAACUCUGUGUUAUCUGAAUAUGAUCAAAGAAUGUUAUUGUUGAUACCUAGUAAUCAAGAUGAAGACAAAAAAGAUGAGGGACUGGAAUUCUUGUUUGAGUAUGAGAAAAGUCUUGCAGAUCCAACAAACAUUACAACAGAGACUGACUUAUUUAUUCAAGAGAAUGAAGAAAAUAUAAAUCCAAAUACAAAAUUGCAUUAUGCAUUAUUGCAUUCUGAAUUAACUGGUGACAUACCAAAAGAGCUUGAGCAAAGUGAAAGAAUAAAGUACAACAAAGAUAUAGAAGAUCUAAGCAAGGCUAUAAGUUUAUUAGAGAAUGAAGUAGAUUCUACUAAAAAGAUACACGAGGAGAGAAUGGAAAGAACAAAGUCUAACUAUACUGAUGUUACAAGAAAAAUGCAGCAUUUAACAAAGAAACUUAUAAAACCUGAUGAUUACAGUGAAAAGGAUGUGAAAGUUUUCUACAAGGCACUAAAGGAAUUAGCAAAGGAAAGAAACGAGAUACUAAAAGUGAUUGAGCACAGGCAAAAUGAACACGAGGUUCUUCAAAACACAUUGAGAAAUCUUGAGGAACCUAAUACAGUUAUAGAAGACAAUCCACUGACACCCGAAGAGUUGAAAGAAUUUCAAGAUCGGGAAUCAAAAUUAAAAGAAUUCAUUGCUCAAAUAAGGGUGGAACUGGGACACUUGAAUCGUCAAGUGCUGAGAUACUCUGUUGCCAUAGAUGAAGUACCGGGACCUGCAGAGCUACUGCAGUAUGAGAAGAGAUUCGUGGAGUUGUAUAAUCAAGUCGCCUCAAAACACAAGGAGACCAAACAGUAUUAUAUAUUUUAUAAUACACUCUAUGAAGUCAAGCUGUACACUUCUAAGGAGUUAAGUUUGUUAAACUCCAUCUUGGACAACUAUGAAGAAGCAAUGUCAUCAACGAGGAAGAGGGAGGAAUUUAUGACUCAAUUUGAAUCAAUAGUGGAAUGGGUGAACCAAACUGUGAAAAAAGUGGAGCAGAAGUUCAAACACGAGAAGGACCAGAAAGCUUCCCUGCACGCGGAAUAUUCUAGGCUAAUGGAAGUGCAGAGGGAGUAUGCGGCUGCCCUGAAAAAGUUGGCCUCCGGGAGACAGAAAAGUGACAGAUCUCAGUAAUAACAUUCUGCAAACAUACCUAAAGUGUUGAAAGUUGUUCUUAAAUUCCUGGAAGUGUGGUCUUCUUCUUUUUCUUCUUGAAUCUUUAUUUCAGCAGCUAAAAAUCUUAUUUCAUACAGAUCAAUAUGUGUCUGAGAAGAAGAAAUAGUUAAGAGAUCUGCUAGGUCAGUAUAUAAUAAAUUAAUAAGUUAUUAAAGUAUAUUCUUAAGUUAAUAUUAAUUGGAAUUCAUUCAAUGAAAGUUUGCUUGAGAGAAAGAAACAAUCGAUUGUGAGAUUAUGUACACAAUGGUAUUAUAGUUUGUGCGUUAUAUCAUAUAUGAUGAUAUGCGUGACACA